GGUCCUCACAAGCAUCACGGUCAUCAUCAUCAUAGACGCACUUUUCGUCCGCGUCCCACUAUUCCACAAAGCAUCACUACUCCUGCAGAGCCUGAACAAAGCACCCAACUUCCUGCCAUUACCACAUCAGCUGCAGAGGUUGUCGUGACCGAUGUUGUGAGUGGCGGACCUACUUCUGUGCCGGUCGUGACCGAUGUUGUAACUGGCGAAGUCACUUUUAUACCGGAUGUUCUAAGCACUGAAGGGAGCAUGGUUACUCGAGCGGAUUUCGAGCCAAGCACAAAUGUUCCCGAUAUUGCUAGUUCAACUGUUGAAGUCGUAGUGACCAACGUCGUGACUGCAGAAGUCACAUCAAAGCCGACUGCUGUCACGUCUGAAACUGCAACUGUUUCAGCCUAA
Strongylus vulgaris is the source of this 399-nucleotide messenger RNA. NCBI's taxonomy places the organism in Eukaryota, Metazoa, Nematoda, Chromadorea, Rhabditida, Strongylidae. The record is from the annotation of a GenBank genome assembly.